Molecule: messenger RNA, 1587 nt
Organism: Pelagomonas calceolata
Lineage: Eukaryota; Pelagophyceae; Pelagomonadales; Pelagomonadaceae
Source: the annotation of a GenBank genome assembly
AUGCGUCUAGCGGCAGCACUCCUGCUCCUGCUGCGCGGCACCCAUGCCCUCACAGCAACGGGACCCCAACCGGUCGUCUGGUCCCUCGCCGGCAGCGACAGCAGCGCCGGCGCCGGCGUCGAGGCCGACCUCCGCGCGUUCCGCUGCCUCGGCGCGCGCGGCUGCGCGGUCGUCACGGCCCUCACGGCCCAGAGCACGACCGGCGUGCAAGCCGUCCUCGAGACGCCCGCGGCCCACGUCGCGGCGACCAUCGCCGCGCUCGAGGCCGACCUGCCGCCCGCCGCCGUCAAGACCGGCGCCCUCGGCGGCGCCGGCGCCGCGCGCGCCGUGGCCGCCUUCCUGCGCCGCGCGCCGCCCGGCUGCAAGGUUGUGGUGGACCCCGUGGUCGUGUCCACCUCCGGCCGGCGCCUCCUCGACGAGGCGGGCGAGGCCGUCCUCGUCGAGGAGAUCCUGCCGCGCGCCGACGUCGUCUGCCCCAACGCGCCCGAGGCCGAGGCCCUGCUCGGCCUGCCCCCCGGCAGCAUCGCCUCGCCCGCCGACGCGGCCGCGGCCGCGACGGCGCUCCGCGCGCGCCUCGGCUGCGGCGCGGUGCUCCUCAAGGGCGGCCACCUCGCCGGCCCGCGCGCCGCCGACGUCUGGGCCGACGCCGCCGGCACGCUCUGGCUCGCCGCCGACCGCACGCCCGGCCUCGGCGCGGGCGGCGCGCACGGCACGGGCUGCGUCCUCUCGGCCGCGCUCGCCGCCGCCCUCGCGCGCGGCGAGGCGCCCCGCGACGCCGCCGUCGCGGCCAAGGCCGUCUGCGCCGCCGCCGUCCGCCGCGCCGCGGCUCACGCGGCCGACGCGCCCGGCGCGGGGCCGCCGCCCGCCGACGUGCCCGCGACGUGGCCCGACGCCGACGCCGCGGCGACCUUUCCGAGCGCGGGCCUCGCACCACCACUACACCCAUUUCCGCGCCUCGACGGCCCGCCCAUGACGCUCUACGCCCUCGCCGCGACGGCCGCGCGGUGCGCGGCGCUCUGGGACGCGGGCGUCGUCGACGUCCAGCUCCGCGUCAAGGACGCCCCGCCCGCGGCCAUCGAGGCCGAGGUCGCCGCCGCCGCCCAGGAAGCCCUCGCCCGGCCGCACGCGCGCCUCUGGGUCAACGACUUCUGGGAGGCGGCCGCGGGCCGCGCCGGCUGCUUCGGCUGCCACCUCGGCCAGGAGGACCUCGCGGCGCUCGCGCCCGCCGACGCCGCGCGGCUCGCGGCCUCGGGCCUCCGCCUCGGCGUCUCGACGCACUGCCUCGCCGAGCUCGCCGUCGCCGCCGCGCUCGCGCCGACGUACGUCGCGCUCGGGCCCGUCUUCGGCACGACGUCCAAGCGCGUCCCCUUCGCGCCGCGCGGCCUCGACCGCGUCGCGGCCUGGCGCCGCCUCGUGCCCGCCGACACGCCGCUCGUCGCCAUCGGCGGCGUGGGCCUCGACACCGCGCCGGCCGUCGUCGCCGCGGGUGCCGACGCCGUCGCCGUCAUCUCGGCGCUUGGGGGGGAGGCCGGGGAGGCGCUGCGGGCGAGUGUGGGGCGGUGGCGAGGCGUUUGGGGGAAGUCGUAA